Candidula unifasciata is the source of this 1137-nucleotide messenger RNA. Lineage: Eukaryota; Metazoa; Mollusca; Gastropoda; Stylommatophora; Geomitridae. The record is from the annotation of a GenBank genome assembly.
AUGAGCAGGAGGACAAUUGUUGUAGAUACAAAAUCAGUAGCAGAGAAUUCUCUGAAAUGCGAGUCACCAAUGAAGACCGAGAUCGAUGGUCUCAGCGAUAGAGAAUUCAUAGACCAGGACAUCAGUAUGGAAAAGGUAGCACAGCAAGAACGGCAAGCGCUUCCCGGUGUGACAAGUCUUAUGGGUAAUCAUCAUUUACGCCAAGCAUCCUUGAGUAGCAAUGUGUACAGCCAAGAACUCCAGGAGGCCACUCAGGUAAAAAUAAUGGACCUGGACUCGGCCAGAAUAGAUGAGAGCGCCCAACGUUUCCACACUCCUGAUAUGAAAUACCUGGCCAUCAAAGCUGACACAGAGAAGACAGGAUUCAUGUCGCAAGAACAAGUUAAUUCUGAGACUUACAAAGAAAGAGUUAAUCAUAGCAUGCAGGAACACAUAGUUACUCCACUAAAAAAAACUGGAACUGAACUUAUUUCACCGGAAACACCCCUAACUAUUGGCGCCCUCGACGAUCGUGCUGUCUCCGAGCACAAAUUACAGUUGGCUUUUGAGGAUCAUCGGGGAUUUGUGAAUAAUUCUCGCAUGUGUUAUCCAGGGAACCUAAUUGAACCUCUGUCACCAGCGACAGCACCCAGCAACACAUAUCUAGAUGCUACUGGUAACGUUCUAGACAGAAGUCCCGUUAAUUAUAGCUACCAGAACUAUCUGUCUAGCUGGGAGCAAGAAAACAAUAGGUUUUUCAACAUGACUUGGAGAAAUGAUGUCUACACAGAGAAAGCCAUUGCUUGUCUCAACCCAGGAGACAUUGGUAGUGCCAAAAAGCUGGCAAAGAACAAUAGUAUUGUUAACAAUAUCAACAUCGACAAUUGUUGCUUCAGUAAGACCUUCAUGACGGAUUCUUCCUGUAGCAGUCUCGGUUCUAAUGGACGAAGGCGACGAAGACGUGUACAAACUCCUGUGCAGAGAAGUGCGGCUAACAUGAGAGAACGCAGGCGAAUGUGCCAUCUCAAUGUAGCAUUUGAUCGUCUGAAAGAACGUCUGCCAAAUAUAAAGAAUAAGCAGAAAUUAUCCAGAAUACAGACGCUGAAGGCUGCAAUUGAUUAUAUAAAUCUUCUCAGAGAUUCUCUGAGCGUGCGAUAA